This is a messenger RNA of Alnus glutinosa, 2955 nucleotides long. Its product is annotated as receptor-like protein kinase FERONIA. Gene Ontology annotation, biological process: protein phosphorylation. Bases 33 to 2720 code for a protein of 895 amino acids. Gene Ontology annotation, molecular function: ATP binding; protein kinase activity. The transcript has a single exon. The record is from RefSeq and is a predicted model, not a curated record. Lineage: Eukaryota; Viridiplantae; Streptophyta; Magnoliopsida; Fagales; Betulaceae.
UCUCUCUCUCUCUCUCUCUCUCUCUCUCUCCAAUGUGGAACCGAAGCAGAAUCCGUCUUUGGACCACCCUCUUACCAUGUCUUGCACUUCUCUACCUAGCGUUUUCGCUGUAUCACCUGACCUGCACUGUCGCCGGUGCCAUGCCUUACACACCGGUCGAUAAUAUUCUCCUCAACUGUGGCUCUUCUGGCAAUUCAACUUCAUUAGACGGGCGGACCUGGAUUGGAGACGUGGAUUCAAACAAAUUCUCCCCCGUUGAACAAUCACAAAACCAGGCAUCUAUACCCGCCAGCGCAGUACAACAAUCCUUCUCCGCCGAUAAAGUACCCUAUGGAAAUGCCCGGCUUUCUCUCUCCGUGUUCACCUACAAUUUUCCGGUCACUUCCGGCCAAAAAUUCAUUCGACUAUACUUCUAUCCGGCUUCGUACCCCAACUUUGAUCGCUCUAAAGCCCUAUUCUCUGUCAAAGCCGGUCGUUUUACUCUUCUUAGCAGCUUCAACGCUUCACUUACAGCAGAUGCCGACGGUGAUUCGGAGGAUACCAUAUUCAGAGAAUACUGUGUCAACAUCGAGAAGGAUCAGAGGUUGAACCUAACCUUCAUGCCGAGCGGUUCUAAUGCAUAUGCUUUUGUCAACGGAAUUGAAAUAUUGUCGAUGCCUUCGAAUCUCUAUUACAGUACUCCGUCUGACAAUGGGAUUUCUUUUGUCGACCAGCCGAACCAGUACUUGUUCAUCGGUAACGACACUGCUCUCGAGAUGGUAUACAGACUAAAUGUUGGAGGCGGCUCCAUCUCACCCUCUGGAGACACUGGCAUGUUCCGGCGCUGGAGUCAGGACGACAAGUACUUCAGAGCGCUUAGACAAUCUCUUGAAUCCUCUAAUAUAGCUAUUAAACUAAACUUUACCAAAAAUGCUCGUCCGUACACUGCACCAGAUGACGUCUAUAAGACUGCCCGUACUAUGGGGAACGACUCGACAAUCAACAAGAGGUACAAUCUAACCUGGGAACUCCCCGUAGACUCUGAAUUUAGGUACCUUGUUAGGCUACAUUUCUGCGAGUUUCAACCAGAAAUUACUCAGCAACACCAAAGAGAGUUCCUUAUUUUCAUUGCAAAUCAAACCGUUGAGAAAGCAGCCGAUGUGAUUUAUUGGAGUGGUGCAAAUGGUGUUCCAGUUUAUAGAGAGUACGCCUUUUCGAUGAUUGGCAAAGAAGGCGAGAAGAAAAUGAAGGUCCCUAUCGCACUGCAAGCAAACCCGCAAGACUCGAAGACAGAUUACAAUGAUGCAAUCUUGAACGGUGUCGAAGUCUUUAAAGUAAGCGACUUAAGUACUGGCAAUCUCGCCGGAUCCAAUCCAGACCCACUUCCGUUGGGCCCUACAACUGUUGUGCAACCGACGAAGUCGAAGAGUAACAAAAUAACAAUAGUUUCCGUCGUUGGUGGUGGAGUUUCCGGCUUGGUCGUGCUGUCGAUUAUCGGAUUCUUGAUUUUCCGGCGGCGCAAGAAUGCCAAGGACUCAACAGAGACCCGCAACUCAUCUCUACCAUCCAAUCUGUGUCGUUACUUCUCAUUGGCUGAGAUCAGAGCAGCCACUAACGACUUUGACGAUGUUCUCAUUGUUGGUGUUGGGGGGUUCGGUAACGUGUACAAAGGGUUCAUUGAGGGUGGGGUCAACCCAGUGGCGAUCAAGCGGUUGACACCCGGCUCUCAUCAAGGGGCCCACGAGUUCCGGACCGAGAUCGAGAUGCUCUCCCAGCUUCGCUACCUCCAUCUCGUUUCUCUGAUCGGAUAUUGUAACGGUGGGAAUGAGAUGAUCCUCGUCUAUGAUUAUGUGGCCCGUGGGAACCUCCGUAAUCAUCUGUAUAACACCGAUAAUCCCCAUCUACCGUGGAAGCAACGGCUCAAGAUCUGUAUCGGUGCUGCGCGUACACUGAACUAUCUUCAUACGGGCUCAAAGCAAACAAUCAUUCAUCGUGAUGUGAAGACAACAAAUAUCUUAUUGGAUGAGAAAUGGGUAGCCAAGGUGUCUGAUUUUGGAUUGUCCAAAGUAGGUCCUACUGGCAUGUCCAAACCCCAUGUCAGCACUAUGGUGAAAGGUAGUUUCGGGUAUUUGGACCCAGAAUAUUGCAGACGUCAACAGUUGACUGAGAAGUCUGACGUGUACUCGUUUGGUGUAGUUUUAUGUGAAGUAGUGUGUGCAAGGCCGCCCAUAAUGCGUACUGCAGAGAUAGCAGUGGGCCUAGCAAGAUGGGCGCGGGAAAGCUAUGACAAUGGAAAGGUUGAGCAGAUGGUUGAUCCAUCAAUUAAGGGUGAAAUAGGGACUCGAUGCUUGAAGAAAUUUGUUGAGAUCGCGAUGAAUUGUUUGCUUGACAACGGAAUCGAACGCCCAUCAAUGAAUGAUGUGGUGUGGGGCCUUGAGUUUGCAUUGCAAUUGCAAGAAAGUGCAGACGAAGAUGCAGGGCUUGAUGUGGCUCAAAUUGAGGUAAUAUUGGGUGAUGAGAAAGCUCUCUUUCCCAAGUGCACACUUGAUGAUAGUGAUGACAUGUCUAAUAGCAGCAGUGGUCAGGUGUCAAGUAGAAGUUAUAGCAACAGCAGGAGCAGGGUGACCAUAAUGAACAACGAAGUGCAAAGUUUUGCUAGUAACAGUCAGGAUUCGGGUAAACUCAUGUUCUCUAGAACAACGUUAUCUGAGAUUAUGAAUCCUAGCACUAGCAGUCGAUGAAAGAAGAUGGUUGACGAAUUUUUAUUACUGUCUUAUUGGGAGUCAUAUUGCAGAGGAGGACUGGGUUUGUAGUGGAGCAAGAUGAUACUGGCCGGCCGGUAAUGCAUGUAUCCGAUUGAAUCACUUGUAAAGGCGUAAAUUAUUGGGGUUCUUCUUGACUUGGCUAUAUAUUGUCAUAAGUCAGGUCUUAGCAAGAUAUGAAGUCGAAAGAUUAAGCGAGUGUGGAUUUUUUUUU